AUGGCGGACAGUGAGCGUCGCGCAAAGCGUUCUCGUUUUGAUCAAACAGAGGCAGAACCUCGAAGACAAUCAAGAUUUGACCGACGUUCGCGAUCCCCAUCUGCUCGGAAUUCAGAUUCCGCACGGGAGCGAAGCCCACUGAGCAGGGAACCGCGAAGCCCUGGAAACGACGACAACCGGAAGUCCGCAUCCGCCGAUCCAACUGCUGCUGCAGCUGCCGCUGCUGCGAAGAUAAAUGCUGAGCUUCAGGCGAAAAAAGGAUAUCAGCACAUGAACGUGCCACCAGUUCGUUCUACUGCUAGCCCAGCGGCGAAGUCUGCUUCUCCAGGUGCGGAGAGUGCACGCAACGUAAAUGGCGAAGUUUACAUGGCAGACGGAGACUAUAUAAAAGAUAUCGAAGUCAACGACCUCCGAAACCGGUACACACUGACUAAGGGUGCAACCCAGAGGAUGAUUAAAGAUGAAACUGGCGCCGAUGUUACGACCCGAGGGAGUUAUUUCCCUGAUAAAAGCAUGGCUACGGCUGCGAACCCCCCGCUUUAUCUUCACGUAACGAGCACCACCAAGGAGGGUCUUGACAAGGCAGUCGCCAAAAUAGAGGAAUUGAUGAAACAAGAACUGCCCAACCUUGUUGACGAGCGGAGGUUUCGUCGCAGAGAACCAGAGCCGCAAGUGGAACGGGAUGAAUACGGUCGACGGAAAUGGCCUGAGGAACGGAUUCCUGUUGACCUGGAGCCUAUCCCGGGUUUUAAUCUUCGUGCUCAGGUAGUUGGCCAAGGUGGCGCGUAUGUUAAGCAUAUUCAGCAGGAGACGCGUUGCCGAGUUCAGAUCAAAGGACGUGGCUCUGGUUUCACAGAACAUAGCACCGGUAGAGAAAGUGAUGAACCUAUGUAUUUACAUGUCGCUGGUCCAGAUCCGAAGGAAGUCCAAAAUGCCAAAGCGCUUUGCGAAGACCUCCUCGCUAACGUGAGGGAGCAAUAUGAGAGGUUUAAGGAGCAGCCGCCACCACCACAACGGUCGUAUGGUGGAGGUGGUCACCAUACUGGCGGGUAUGGGCGCGAUCGUUCCCAUUAUGGGGGUGGGAGUUACGGGGGGGCCGGCGGCAGUUACGGGAACUACUCUUCUCCGCAGACACCCAUGAGUCCCUCUGCCAAUGCCACACCUGCCACUGAUGCUGGCGCAACUUCCCAAGUUGCACCGGCGACAGGCCACUCUGCCGCAGACUACAGCCGCAUGUAUUCUCAAUAUAUGACAGGCCAAGAUCCAUACGCAGCGUGGGGUGGGUAUCAAAAUUAUGUCGCGUAUUACCAGCAGUAUUAUCAGCAGCAGCAGCAGCAGCAGCAGCAGCAGCAGCCGCCGCCGCCGCCACCGCCACCACAAGGUUCUGCUCCCCCUCCUCCACCGCCUCCGGCUUCUGAAGCCCCACCACCUCCUCCGGCUCCAGGAUCAGGUACACCUCCUCCACCGCCUCCACAGUCAUCGUCUGGGGGAUAUAAUGCCGUAUGA
Messenger RNA from Histoplasma mississippiense, 1506 nucleotides. RefSeq lists its product with no specific name. The record is from RefSeq and is a predicted model, not a curated record. Bases 1 to 1506 code for a protein of 501 amino acids. Gene Ontology annotation, molecular function: RNA binding. The transcript is spliced from 8 exons. Lineage: Eukaryota; Fungi; Ascomycota; Eurotiomycetes; Onygenales; Ajellomycetaceae. Gene Ontology annotation, cellular component: nucleus.